This is a messenger RNA of Eremomyces bilateralis CBS 781.70, 1608 nucleotides long. RefSeq names its product cytochrome P450. NCBI's taxonomy places the organism in Eukaryota, Fungi, Ascomycota, Dothideomycetes, Eremomycetales, Eremomycetaceae. Bases 1 to 1539 code for a protein of 512 amino acids. The transcript has 7 exons. Gene Ontology annotation, molecular function: monooxygenase activity; oxidoreductase activity, acting on paired donors, with incorporation or reduction of molecular oxygen; iron ion binding. The record is from RefSeq and is a predicted model, not a curated record.
AUGGCGGCGACUGAGCAUUUGCUUAGGCAGGGCUCGUUCCCGGCGUUCUUUGGUAUUGUUGCCAUUGCUACUCUUGUCAUUCGAUAUCUCUAUCCGGACCUGUUCUCUCAAAGUCCUAUCUCAAAGCUACCAUAUGUUGGGACACAUGUCGGCUUGCCAAUACAGAAGAAGAUUUCAUUCAUGACGAAUGCGCGGAAGCUGCUUCGAGAUGGCUAUAGGAAGUUUCACAUCUACCGUACCGAGACCGCACUGGGUCAGUGCGUGUUCCUGUCGAGAGACUCAAUGGUGGAACUCCUGAAAAAGCCGGAUGAGGUAAUCAACUUUGAGAAGGUCGUCAUAAAGGACUUCGAAUGCAAACUCACGAAGCUUGCUUCAUCUGAGCCCAUUGUUCCGCACACCAUCCGAUCCGAUCUUACCCCGGGAUUAGUUCGAAUCAUUCCCCGUGUCGCCAUCGAAGUGGCCCGGACCAUUGACAACGAGCUUCCCGCUACCGAUUCGUGGACCGCCCACAAUAUCUACGACAAGCUUCUCCGCAUCGUCGCCAUUUCCGCCGGCUCCGCAUUCCUCGGCCCCGAGAGCUGCCACAGCGAAGAAUGGAUCCAGUCCGCGGUCGGAUACACGAUCGAUGUCGUCACCGGCGCCGUCAUUCUCAAGCUGUUCCCGUCCUUUCUGCGCCCACUGGCGGCCAAGUUCGUCCCGGCGAUCAAGCGGGUGGAUCGGCAUCGAGCGGGGAUCAGUCGGAUGAUGGUGCCAAUCAUUAGAGAACGGAAAGAGAAGGCGAAUACCCCUGGCUAUGAGAAGCCGGAUGAUAUGCUGCAAUGGAUGCUGGAUAAGGCCCCUGAAUAUGGUAUCGAGAACGAUGAAGAAAUGGCAUAUGUUCAGCUAGGAGUCGGGCUGGUGUCGAUCCAUAGUACGACUUCGACUGCAACUCAAGCGUUAUACGAUCUCGCCGCCCGUCCCGAAUAUUUCCAGCCACUCCGAGACGAAAUCGCAAAAGCUCUACAGGAGAGUGGCGGUGACUUCACGAAAGACAGCCUGUAUAGUUGCAAACUGCUUGACAGCUUUAUGAAGGAAUCUCAACGAAUGAGUCCCAUCUCUAUGGUCAUCGGAAAACGCAUCCUCGAAGAAGACGUACAAUUGUCAAACGGCGUCUUCCUCCCUAAAGGCACUCUUGUCGCCUCGCCAGCAGAAGCAGUCGGCAACGAUCCAGCGCACUUCGAGAACCCUGACGAGUUCGACGGCUACCGUUUCUAUCGGCUACGGCAAAAGGGUGGUCUUCAGGGCAACUUGAACCAAAUGGUCACUGCGAACAAGCAGAAUUUGGCGUUCGGCUACGGAAAGCACGCGUGUCCUGGCCGGUUUUUUGCCGUUGCUGAGAUCAAGCUAAUCGUAGCGCAUAUCCUGCUGAAUUAUGAUAUCGAGCUGGCGGACAAGUCGGUGGGGAGGUAUCCGAAUAAGUUCCAUGGCGAUGCGUGCACGCCUGAUACCUCGAAGCAGUUGCUGUUCCGUAAACGACUGUCUGGGCAGAGUGAGAUAUAACUCCACAUUUGCAAGGGAUCAAAUCAAAAUCCCAUAGAAGUUUACCCUCUUUGUCAGACCAUGUUCCGC